Molecule: messenger RNA, 1335 nt
Organism: Aspergillus bombycis
Lineage: Eukaryota; Fungi; Ascomycota; Eurotiomycetes; Eurotiales; Aspergillaceae
Gene: gprC
Product: protein gprC
Exons: 2
Coding region: 1-1335 (444 amino acids)
Biological process (GO): adenylate cyclase-activating G protein-coupled receptor signaling pathway
Cellular component (GO): plasma membrane
Molecular function (GO): G protein-coupled receptor activity
Source: RefSeq, a predicted model, not a curated record
AUGAGUCUGGCUCAGGUGUUGAGUGUGCUGGCCAGUCGUGACGACGAGGGUAACUCCCUUGCACGGCGACUGGCUUAUACCGAUACUGGCCCUACAUUGGAUAUCGAUCCUCUACCAUCUGCCCAACGCAAGGGUUUAAUUGCGGUCACGGUCAUGGCCUUCCUGUCCUUCAUCGCGACUUUGAUUCUACUAUUAUUCAUCACUUAUCGGCUGGUCUUCUGGCGCUCCAGCUACGCACGAUAUAUCGGUUACAAUCAGUACAUCGUUCUUAUUUAUAACCUAGUGUUGGCCGAUCUGCAACAGUCACUUGCAUUUUUACUCUGCCUUAAAUGGAUCACAGAGAACAAAAUAGAAGCGUCUUCGGCGGCCUGCUUUCUUCAAGGAUUUUGGCUGCAGAUUGGGGACCCCGGCAGUGGUUUGUUCGUGCUCGCAAUUGCCGUUCACACAUUCCUUCUGGUAGCAUUAGGUCACAAGCUGAGCCAUCGAGUCUUCGUUUGUGGCGUGGUUGGCGUAUGGCUUUUUGUGGUUAUCUUGGUUAUUAUUCCGCUCGCAUCCCACGGACGAUAUGUCUUCAUUCCGUCAGGCGCAUGGUGUUGGAUCAGCGAAGAGUACGAGCCAAUCCGUUUGUGGACUCAUUAUAUCUGGAUUUUCCUGGCCGAGUUCGGAACCGUCUGUCUUUAUGCCAUCAUGUGGUUCCAGCUACGACGUCGGAUCAAGCAAUCUGCGAUCCUGGGAAGCAGUCAUACGGAGAGUCUCAGGCGCCUGCGACGUGUUAUCGGAUAUAUGAUUAUCUAUCCGGUUGCGUACAUUGUGCUGUCAUUGCCUCUUGCUGCAGGACGAAUGGCAACAGCCCAAGGUCAAACACCAAGCAUUGCAUUCUUCUGUGUCGCUGGUGCCGUGAUUACGAGUUCAGGCUUAGUUGACGUCCUUCUCUACACGCUCACCCGUCGAAACCUGAUUUUAGAGUCCGAGCCAAGUCGCGACCGCAGUUACAACCGCUUUACAAGCAGCAAAAACCGAAAGACUGACCACCUGACGACCAUUACCGCUGCAGAAGGCAAGCACACUCGGGCUGAUAUCAGCAUUCUGCGCACCCAUCGACACCGUGAUGACGACGACGAAUUCGGCCACACUGUGCGCGAAGGAUCUACUGACAAUAUUGUACAACCUUCGGGCAUGGAACUGGCACCUCUUGGAAAGGUGUAUCAACAUACCACCAUUGAAAUUACCCACGAGCCUGCAUACCCGGAGGCUGAAAGCAGUGACCGGUCGAGCAAAGGGUCCAUCGGGAACGGCAAAGGUCCCGAGCAGAGCGCCAGGAUGUGGGGGAGAUAG